This is a messenger RNA of Didymella exigua CBS 183.55, 3510 nucleotides long. RefSeq names its product Pkinase-domain-containing protein. Gene Ontology annotation, cellular component: cytoplasm. NCBI's taxonomy places the organism in Eukaryota, Fungi, Ascomycota, Dothideomycetes, Pleosporales, Didymellaceae. Gene Ontology annotation, biological process: intracellular signal transduction; protein phosphorylation; microtubule cytoskeleton organization. Gene Ontology annotation, molecular function: ATP binding; tau-protein kinase activity; protein serine/threonine kinase activity. The coding region runs from base 348 to 3410 and encodes 1020 amino acids. The transcript is spliced from 3 exons. The record is from RefSeq and is a predicted model, not a curated record.
CGCGCACCUUGCUCCUCGCUGCCUACUGUGCCUUUCCGCCCUGCGGCGACCGUGACUGUGCUCUUUGUGCCCUCCCGCUGCGCAUCCCAGCCCUCGGUGAUGCAAGGUCGCAGCCAGCACGCUUUCGUCUUCGACCCUGCCAAGUUUAGCCCGCAGCACAAUCACGAUCAACAGCGGCCCCUAAUCUGAGGCCUCUGCGCCCACUUUCCCCAUCACCACGUGCGGGCGCUGCAUUUACUCUCUGAAGCCUGCUGCGAAUCGCCAGCGGUCCACUGGUCCCCACCGACGCUCGCCACGCUCGCUGUCGACCGUCUCAGGGCGCUCGCUGCCCUUGCGCCGCCGCGAACAUGUCGGCCCCAGCCCCAGCGUCGCCAGCCGUUGUUCGACGGCCACCGCAAAGCGACCGCCCAACUCGCUCGCAGAGCACCACCACCCGCCCCAGCGGACCUGCGCAGCACCUGAAAGACGUCUCUCGUCGCGACUACGAGCAAAGCAACGUGGCUGCGUAUUCCCCGUCGCGACACAGCGAAUCACGCGAAGCUCCCCCCCAGCGCACCGAAUCGAGCAGGCGCCAUUCGCGGUAUGCUUCAGACGCCUCGACAGCCAGCGCGAUGCCCACCAACGGCGUAGCUGCGGACGGUGCGAGAACAGGACAGCCGGUGCAGCAGCCAAAGCGCAGAACGACCAUCACGGCCCCCAGCACAGGAACAUGGGCGCUCGGCAAAACUAUUGGUGCAGGCAGCAUGGGCAAGGUGAAGCUGGCAAAACACAACGAGACUGGUGAACAGGUGGCCGUCAAGAUAGUGCCUCGACAGUCGCAGGACCAGCACCAGAGCGCCGCCGACCGCGAAAGAGCCGAUCAUUCUAAGGAGGUCCGCACCGCACGUGAGGCUGCCAUUGUUAGUCUCUUGAACCAUCCUUACAUAUGCGGCAUGCGCGACGUCGUGCGGACCAACUACCACUGGUACAUGCUCUGCGAGUUUGUCAACGGAGGGCAGAUGCUCGACUAUAUCAUUUCGCACGGCCGUCUUAAGGAGAAGCAGGCCCGCAAGUUUGCACGUCAGAUUGCCAGUGCUCUGGACUACUGCCACAGGAACAGUAUCGUUCAUCGGGACCUGAAAAUCGAGAACAUCCUCAUUAGCAAGACUGGCGAUAUCAAGAUCAUUGACUUUGGGCUGAGCAACCUUUUCUCGCCCCGAGGUCAACUGAAGACGUUCUGUGGCAGUCUGUACUUCGCUGCUCCUGAGCUGCUGCAAGCCAAGCAAUACACCGGUCCCGAGGUCGAUGUGUGGAGUUUUGGCAUUGUCCUUUACGUCUUAGUCUGCGGCAAGGUACCUUUCGAUGAUCAAAGCAUGCCGCAACUGCACGCGAAGAUCAAGAAGGGAGUUGUCGACUACCCUCCGUGGUUAUCAGCAGAAUGUCGAGGUCUGAUCCACCGCAUGCUGCAGACGGACCCUUCCCAGCGCAUGACGCUUUCUGAGAUUAUGAACCAUCCAUGGUUGACCAAGGGAUUCAACAGCCCGCCAGAGAACUACCUACCCCACCGUGAACCCCUCCAGCUGCCUCUGGACUUUGAGAUUGUGGAGAAGAUGACAGGCUUUGAUUUCGGAACUCCAGAGUACAUCACUGCCGAGUUGACCAAAGUCAUACAAUCUGAGGAGUACCAGCGCACUGUGCGCCUUGCUGCACGCAGGACUACAGCACAAACACCAGAGACCGAGAGGAAACGCGGCAUGUUCGAAUUCUAUAAGCGACGAAACUCGAUAUCGAGCCGAGAGCAGUUGACUGCUUCUUCUUCAGAGGAGGUAUCAAGGGGUCUUGACCCAGUCAAUGCUUAUAGUCCUCUCAUCUCGGUCUACUACCUUGUCAGGGAGAAGAGGGAUCGCGAGCGAGCUGAGGAGAACCCAGGCGCUGUAGCCAUGCCUCAAAGCCCUGGAGAGAAGCCCCUGAAGAUGCCUGAUCUUCCUGCACCACCACCGGCGUAUACAAAUGCUGCCACUUACGAGAUGGCCGGCGAGAAGCCUACCGGUGGCCGAUCGCGACCAAGAGCCAGGACUCACGGUGAAGAUGAAGUGACGGAUAGCUUGAAGAGAGUCGAUCUCAACAAGCCUCCUGGCGCCGCCUCGCCAGCUAUACUAUCGCCGCCAGUCGAACAACCCAAAAGGGAAGGCCCUGUGGGAGGUCUGUUGCGCAGGUUCAGCACGCGCAAGUACCGACACGAAAGAAGUCAGCCUGAUGUACCACCCACACCACCCACACCAGCAGUCGCAAUCUCGAGCCCUUCAGAACCAGUUCCUCCUUUACCUCAAGCACCAGCAACUGUCCCUAGAAAAAGUUUCAGUAUUCGCAGACCCCGUGAUAGGGACACUGGGUCUUCGUCUCAGCUACCCACGAGUACCGCAAACCAGCCAGAGCUACUGUCCCCACCCGGCAGCUCUAACAGCGCUGCACGAAAGCUCAAAGCACUUGGACGGUCGACCAGCGUCAACUCUGCUGACUUCCGUCGGCGCCUGAGCCGACGUGGCAGAUCGACAGAGAACACAGGUGAGCGCGAGCCUCCACAAACAAGUGGCUCAGACAGGUCAGAUCUCAGCACGCAGCAACCUCGACCAAGUUAUGAUCCUGGCGCCGAUGACAUCACUUCUAGCCCCCGCAGGAAUCAGGCGUCUCGUGCAAAGUCUUUGGGCCACGCACGCAGAGAGAGCAUUCAGGCACGGCGGGCAAAGCGAGAGCAGGCCAGAGAAUCGAACGUGCCUGAGGAGACCGACGCAGAGUUGGCGGAGUCCGCGGCUGAGGAGGCCAGAAGCCCAGGUGCUGUGAAGCCCGUCUUCUUAAAGGGCCUCUUCAGCGUUUCGACAACGAGCAGUAAACCGAUCUCCUUCAUUCAAAACGAUCUGAUUAGGGUCUUACACGAAUUGGGCGUCACCUUCCAACCUAUCAAAGGCGGCUUCAAGUGCCGACACGCUCCGAGCAUCGACCACGGAACUCCCAAUAUGCCAACUUCCCCUCCAAGCGGCAGCCAUAGGAGGAAGAUCAGUUUCGGAGGGUUGAUUGGAGGCGACCGUGACAGGGAGCGGGAAGAGUUUAGGGAAUCAAGCCGCGCGCCCAACACGCCGAAGUCGCGAUCUCGACCAUCCCCUGCGGAUCACAGCUUCACUAAUACCGACGAGUCUGAUGACAGCGAUGAGAGAGAUGAGCGCAGACCACGUGCAGGGCGUGCACUGGCUGCUGGUGAAACGACCACACAUGUGCAGAGCGAUCUAGGCGCGCUGGCACCUCUCGUUUUCGAAGUUCUCAUUGUCAAAGUACCACUUCUGCAACUACACGGUCUGCAGUUCAAGAAAGUCGAUGGAGGCACCUGGCAGUACAAGAGCAUGGCCCAGCAUAUCCUGGAGAACUUGCGGCUAUAAAUGACAGGCUCUGAACACUGUGUUCGGGGCGGAGCAUGUUAUCAUUUUUCAUGGGAGGAGAGCGAAUAGCGUAAUUCAAAGUAAUAUGUCGAAGUUUGUC